Messenger RNA from Mangifera indica (mango), 1748 nucleotides. RefSeq names its product autophagy-related protein 18a-like. Bases 77 to 1411 code for a protein of 444 amino acids. Gene Ontology annotation, cellular component: extrinsic component of membrane; phagophore assembly site membrane; cytosol. Gene Ontology annotation, biological process: nucleophagy; autophagy of mitochondrion; protein localization to phagophore assembly site. Gene Ontology annotation, molecular function: protein binding; phosphatidylinositol-3,5-bisphosphate binding; phosphatidylinositol-3-phosphate binding. Lineage: Eukaryota; Viridiplantae; Streptophyta; Magnoliopsida; Sapindales; Anacardiaceae. The record is from RefSeq and is a predicted model, not a curated record. The transcript is spliced from 4 exons.
AGGAAAAUACCAUAGUAUUAAUAACAUCUGUUAAAGGCUGCUGCGAACUCAUCUUUGUUUUCUAGAUUCUCCUUCCAUGGCUACUCUUUCUGAGUAUUCAUCUCCUUGGCCUGACCCUAAUCCCAAUCCCAAUCUUAAUUCCAAUCCUAAUCCUAACCCUAACCCUAACCCUAACCCUAACCCUAAUUCUGAUUUCAUUCCUUCCAACGAGGAUCUACGCGACCUUGAUUCCUUUUCGUCAAUGUCUCCGGUCCAAUCCGACCCCUUUUCUUCUGCUAUUCCGCAGACCAACUCCAAUUUUCACCCCCCUCUUUCUUCAGCCAGCGAGUCCGCCUCACCCGCAUCAACACCCCCACCUUCCCUCCUUCACCUCUCCUUCAACCAAGACCAUGGUUGUUUCGCCGCCGGCACGGACCACGGCUUCAGGAUCUACAAUUGUGACCCUUUCCGUGAGAUAUUUCGUCGAGAUUUUGACCGCGGUGGAGGGAUCGGAGUCGUUGAAAUGCUUUUCCGAUGCAAUAUAUUAACCCUUGUUGGUGGUGGACCGGACCCACAUUAUCCCCUUAACAAGGUGAUGAUCUGGGACGACCAUCAAAGCCGAUGCAUCGGCGAGCUAGCAUUUAGGUCGGAGGUUCGAUCGGUAAAACUCCAUCGCGACAGAAUCGUGGUGGUUUUGGAACAGAAGAUAUUCGUGUAUAAUUUCGCGGAUUUGAAGCUGUUACAUCAGAUUGAAACCAUUGCAAAUCCGAAAGGGUUAUGUGCAGUGUCUCAGGUGACGGGUUCGUUGGUGCUGGUGUGUCCUGGGUUGCAGAAGGGACAGGUUAGGGUGGAACAUUACGCCUCCAAAAGGACAAAGUUUAUCAUGGCUCACGACUCAAGAAUUGCGUGUUUCGCUUUAACUCAAGAUGGACAGUUGCUUGCAACGGCCAGCACCAAAGGAACCCUUGUUCGUAUUUUUAAUACUCUUGACGGUACCUUGCUGCAAGAGGUGAGGAGGGGUGCUGAUAGAGCGGAGAUUUAUAGUCUGGCCUUCUCUUCAAAUGCCCAGUGGCUGGCAGUCUCAAGUGAUAAGGGCACUGUCCAUGUUUUCAACCUUAAGGUUAAUACUGGAUCCUUUAGAGCAGACAAGAAACAAACUUCAUCUGAUCCCAGUUUUGCCUCAUCACCUACCUCAUCCCUCUCUUUCAUCAAAGGGGUGUUGCCCAAGUAUUUCAGCUCAGAGUGGUCAGUGGCUCAGUUCCAUUUAGUCGAGGGUUCUGCAUACAUUGUUGCCUUUGGUCACCAAAAGAAUACAGUGGUAAUCCUUGGCAUGGAUGGAAGCUUCUAUCGAUGCGAGUUUGACCCAGUUAAUGGUGGAGAAAUGACACAAAUUGAAUAUCACAACUUUCUAAAGCCAGAAGCAGUGUUCUGAAAGGCUAUUUGAAAUCUGGAUAUCUGGGUAAUAUAAAGUAUAUUUUUACCUUAGUUCUCUUUUUUCUUCCAUUCAUGUAAUCUUCAUAGUGGGUGGGAUAAAUCAUAUGAUACCUUCAUGUAUUGACACUGGGACCUUAUGGAUCACCGGAUUAAGGGUGAUCAAGGCUGAGGCAACGCAUGCCCCCAGUGUCAAUACUAUAUGGUAUUGUAGAAUUAACUCUUAUUCUGUUAUUUGAUGUAAAUAUAAGUAUAUAUAUGUAAAAUCUGCAACUCAUUUAACUUUUCUUUUUUUUCAAUUCUAAAAGAAAUUGUAAUCAAGGCCUUCCUUUGAUUUA